AUGUCACCCCAGCCGGACGCCCAAGGAAAUACCUCACCCCCCGCAUCGGUGAGGUCGAAUGCCAGCCAUGGACUGCCCACGCCCGACGCCGAGCACGACCAAGUGACGCCCAAGAGCCUCGCGCAGACGGGCCGUUCACGCACCGCGCCCAUUGUCAACGAGAGCAACCUCUGGAAGUCGUCAAUUGACCGCCCCCAGCUCGACGAGCGCGACAGCAUCUUCGCAACCACGUAUCUCGUCUCCGACAGCCCCAUCUCCUCCCCGCGGGCCAGCGCACGCAAUGUAGAUUCUGCCAACGAUGCUCCCGAACACAGUCUGGCUGAGAUGGCAGCGCCAGCACCUCCCCAGAGGCGAUUGAUGGAUCCGCCCAUCAUACGCAGGAAGCAUUCCACCCUUCCUCCGCCUUCUUCCAUCGACCACCAAGCCGUCCUGACUACCCCCUUUAACCCCCGCGCAGCCAUUGCAGCCGGCAUGACGUUCGACGCCAUCCAUCACAGUCCUCCGCCCUACAUGAGCCCAGUCGACUCGCCCGUACAACAUCCCACCACCCCGCCACGUCCCGAGCUUCAAUACGAGGCUCUGCUGGAGAGCGAGGAGAGGCGCAGGAACAGGGAGUGGCGCGAAGGGAAGCCUGUACCAUUCAAGGGCAACAUGAUCUUGGAUCAGCCCGUCAUGGACGUGGAAAUGGAGAAGAAGAUUGAAGCAACGCUUGCCAAGACCGAACAACCCACUUCCGCACGCAGUCGAAAAGCAAGUCACUAUCUGCGUGUAUUCAAGGAUGGCGAUCCUACCGAAGAGCCGAAAAAGAAGGACAACAAGACAAAAGAGCGUCCUUCUGCUGAGAGGACCCUGUCCGCACUUUCAGAAGAAGGCUCAACCGAGACUAUCGGCCUCAUUGACCAGCUGCGCCGCGCAUCACUAGCUUCCUCCGUCGUGCAAUCACCUCUAGGCGGUCCGACUGAUUCAUACUUCGAUGCGAAAGCGGCGCCCCGCACCGAGUCAGGCGUUGCCUCUCCGCCUCCCAACGGAAGCACGCGACCAGACGCAAGUUCUCAGGACAAGCACAAAUUUCCAAGGCGUCUUCUCGAGGACAUUCGCGGCUUCGGCAACCUGACUCCUGGUGCGGACCCACGGUCUUCGUUCUCUCGCAGUCUACCCACAUCAGCUGUCGAAAAGGUUCACGCGCAUGCACCAACGAACGGAGCGACACCUUAUGACGAGCCGUCCGAUUAUUUUCAGGUUAAAGACGGAGGCGAUAAAGAACGUACGCCAGGCUCGGAGGAAGAUGAAGAAUCGGAAAAAGAACAGAUCUCUUCGGCUCUCUACUUUCCCCAUCGCCGGCUUAAGACAAGUGAGCAGGUGCCUACAGAACCACAGAACCGAGAUAGAGAGGUGAAUGCUGUCGAUAAGCGGGCUUCAACUCACGAGGUUGCGGGGCCGAAAGGGUGGGCCACAGAGAAGGAUGUUCAAACUCCACAAGAAGUAGAAAUUUCUCUAAAGGCCCAAGAUACCAAUCAAUGCCUUCAUGGUGAUAUCUCCACGGCGACUUCCUUGAAGAAAGAUAAAGAGCAGCCGCUGACCGCUCCCGAUGCGCUCUCAGCUGAAUCUGAGUCUGAGUCGCACGCCGAGUCUACUCAAUCAAAUCUUGGUUAUGAAUCCAGUGCGACUGAUGAACUAGGAACGACGCCCACUGCGACUUCGCACAAACAGGAACCUAAGGCUGCUGCGCCUCAGGUGGCUCAGCCGCCGGCCCCACUGGGUGCUGUGGAGCUGAAGCCAUACGAUCACCAAGUUGGCGGUCAUUCUACUGUUUACCGUUUCUCUAGGCGAGCAGUAUGCAAACAGCUAAACAAUCGAGAGAAUGAGUUUUACGAAACAGUGGAGCGGCAGCAUCCUGAGCUGUUGGAAUUCUUGCCAAGAUACAUCGGCGUGUUGAACGUGACCUACCGAAAAGCCCCCAAGAAGAAGAAGGUUGCCAAAGACAAAGCGAAAUCGGAUGCUGCUCCCACUGCUUCAGCGACGCAGUCGGAAAGCGCGUCAAGACAGGCUUCAAAGGCUCCCGAAGACCGGGGCAAUGCGGAACAACCUCGAGUGGUCAGCCACUCGCAGCAGAUUAUGCCCAUCCCCCAGGUCAUCUUUGAGAACAACCGGCACAUAAUCCCAGACAAUCUGUUCCGAGGAGACGUUCCGCAGAACGUGGCUGGCUCUGCGCCUACGAUAAGGAGGAACAGCACAGAUGUAGCUGGAUUGCAUCCACCACUCACAGAAGAGUCUACACGGAAACAAGUUCUCAAAGCUGAAGCGCACCGCUUCGCCUCGGAAAGGAGCGCUGAUGCUGCCGUUUCCAGCUCCCUUGGCCAGCCAGACACCACCGCCGAUGCCCUGAAGCCGCCAUCGAACAAUCUUCCUCGCCGUCGUCAUUCUGGCAGCGGACUGACUAGAAGGCCCUUGGGAAUAGAUACUGUCCAGAGACACAACCUGGAAUACUACGAAGAGGAUGGCUACGGUGGUGACGCAGAGGAAGAAGUAUUUGCUAUGGACGAGGAUCGCAAUGCCAUGUCAGACGCAAAAGAUCAGCACCGAGGCCGAUCUGUGCAGACAUCUGGCGCAACAAAUGGGUUCCAUUCCCAGAAUCCACCAGAGGGCACUAUGCUACCAGCCCCUGCCGCACCAAAUGGCAACGGCGCCCCACUGGGCGAGGAGCCUUCUAAUCCCGAAGAAGCGCAGCAACAACCUGACGAGCGCGUUCAGCACUUCAUCCUUCUGGAAGACCUUACCGCAGGCAUGUCUAGGCCUUGUGUCUUGGACCUGAAAAUGGGCACGCGGCAGUAUGGAGUGGAAGCCGAUGAGAAGAAACAAAAGUCUCAAAGACGCAAGUGUAAGAUGACAACGAGUGCCCAGCUCGGCGUACGUGUCUGUGGCAUGCAGAUCUGGAACGCCAAAACCCAAAGCUACAUCUUUGAAGACAAGUACUUUGGCCGCGACUUGAAGGCUGGCAGAGAGUUCCAGGAUGCGCUGAAGCGCUUUUUCUGGGAUGGGACAAGUUACAAAGCAGCGACAAGACAUAUUCCUGUCAUACUGGAGAAGAUCAGUCAGCUGGAGCGCAUGAUACGGAACCUUCCAGGCUACCGAUUCUACGCAAGCAGCUUGCUGAUGCUCUACGAUCGUGGGGAUGGAGAGUCAAAGGAAAAAGACGCGCAACCCUCUCUGCCCAAUGGUCUGUCGAACCCGAGCAGCGAAGAUGUCUCAGUAAUACCGUCUGGACCCACAUCACCAGGGCCAACAUCCGCCACCAAACCGACACCUAAGAAUCUCCCAGAGAUUAAGCUCAAGAUUGUCGAUUUCGCCAACUGCGUCACCGCAGAAGACCCGCUACCUGACGACUUACCUUGCCCACCCCAGAACCCGGAUGGCAUUGAUAGAGGCUACCUUCGUGGUCUACGGUCGCUGCGCCUCUACUUCCAGCGCAUCUGGCACGACAUCAACGAAGAGUGGGUCGAACGAGGCGAGGGUGAGGGUAUGGCACGCAACCAUCACCACGGCCCUGGCCUAGGUGAAGUCGGCGCGGGCUGGAUGGACGAUGCCGGUGGCGAAGAUACGGGCUAUGCCAGCUUCUAA
This is a messenger RNA of Alternaria hordeiaustralica, 3618 nucleotides long. RefSeq lists its product as uncharacterized. The transcript is spliced from 3 exons. The record is from RefSeq and is a predicted model, not a curated record. Gene Ontology annotation, cellular component: cytoplasm; nucleus. Gene Ontology annotation, biological process: inositol phosphate biosynthetic process; phosphatidylinositol phosphate biosynthetic process. Lineage: Eukaryota; Fungi; Ascomycota; Dothideomycetes; Pleosporales; Pleosporaceae. Gene Ontology annotation, molecular function: inositol hexakisphosphate kinase activity. Bases 1 to 3618 code for a protein of 1205 amino acids.